UAGCCAUUGAAUUGUUCAAUACCUGGUCCAAUUUCCCCAUCCAUUUCAGAGUUUUUGGUAUAGAGACGGACAUGUCCAGGGAAGGAACGGGCCGAAACCAUGCCCUUGUCGAGAACUGCAUCGAGGAGAUUAAAAGGCUGUGUAACAUGUCAUUUUCUCGAGAUUCGGUAGACAUCCAAUUUGUCAAAAUUGCCGAUGCUGAAAAUUUAAAAUACAUCCCAGGCCAAAAUCGACGACCUACUGAUCCAGUUAACCUAAGCAGAUUCCACCAGAAUAUAUCUAUAUUGGCCCGCGUUUGGACUUGGGUCAUGGUAGAUGCACAGCAGAUUAUAGGUUGGUUUGAGGCGGCGCAGAAUGUUGUGGAGUAUGAUUCUUGGAUGCAGAUUUGCCUCGAACACGGUGUAGAAAUCUAUGCAGAGAUGGUGGUCUACCUAAAGCAACAUGCGGAUGGAAUGGAGCAUUGGCUCAACUGGCCUUGAGCAAGGCUCGUUUAUGAUGCAUGACUAGUCUAUAAACCUUCAGCUGAAUUCCAGCAUGUGAGAAUAACAGAC
This is a messenger RNA of Xylona heveae TC161, 551 nucleotides long. RefSeq lists its product as hypothetical. Bases 72 to 479 code for a protein of 135 amino acids. Lineage: Eukaryota; Fungi; Ascomycota; Xylonomycetes; Xylonales; Xylonaceae. The record is from RefSeq and is a predicted model, not a curated record. The transcript is spliced from 4 exons.